GACACGGCUCCUAUAAUAACACCAGAAACGCUGCACAAAGCAUACGGUUUCGCGCCGAAAAAGAAAAAAGGCGAAAACACGCAACAACCUACGGAAAAAAGAAAUAAACAAAAUUCACGCACUUAACAAAACAUAAAAAUGUGUUAACAAACAAAUGCAGCGAUAGUUCGUGUUUGCUGAAAGUGCAGCAACGCUACAGCAGGCAGCAGGGCAAAGUGUGUUAGUGCGUGUGUGUGCAGCGGCGGUGCGUUUGUAAAACGACUGAGGCAAAGGUAGCACCCUCCGCCUCCCCCUCAAAACAAUGGCACCCACUAAGAAACGUGAAAGGGACAAUGGCGAUAAUGCGGGUGUUGUGGCAAACAACAUAAAUGGGCUAAAUAAUGGAAGUAGACAUGCAGAUGCGGUCACAAACGAAGCGUUGGCAGCGCCAGCGUCGGCAGCGGCAGCAGCAUCAAACCUUUCAACAACAAACCACAAUGAAACCCAUGCGAAACUGAAUGGACACCAACAAGAGCAGGAACUCUUUUUACAGGCAUUUGAAAAACCCACACAAAUCUAUCGCUACCUACGCAAUCGGCACGAAACAAACCCCAUAUUCCUAAAUCGGACACUUAGUUAUAUGAAGGAGCGUAUGUCACGAAAUAACAAAAAACGUGCAAAUUUCAAGAUCGACUCUAUUUUGGACAUGAUCACACAAAAGUCUGAGGCUGUACCCCAAAACUACCUGCAUAUAAUUUACGAUUCGCUACACGAAAAGCUCAAGCCACAAGACACCGAUGAUCUGCUGAGGCAGGGACAGGAUCAGCUACUCUGUCAGCCGGGCGAGAGGGUCUGUGUGGAGACAACACUCUAUAAGAUCACGCGCAGCAAGCGUAAGGACAGCACACUGGAUUUUCAGGAGCUGUUGAGCAAGAGCUGCCAAAUAGUAUACAAUCCAACUGAGGGCGUCAAUGAGCAUGCAACCAUUAGCAUCCCUCUGCAGACAAUGCGACCCAUGGGCGAUCAGCAUACGCUGUACAAGCUGCUCUUUCGUAUCAAAAUGCAGCCACAGACGUGCAAUGAUGAAAAUGCAGCAACGCCGCCCAACAAGCGAUCACGCAGCAAUGAGAAGAUGUAUGGCUCGGAGUUAAUAUUGUAUGAAAAGUCGAGUGGUUUUAUCACUGAGGGCGAAUACGAGGCAAUGCUCCAACCGUUGAAUUCGUCGAGCAUUAAAUCGUUCUCACCAAAGAAAUGCACCUGGGAGACCAUGCCUGACAGUUACAUUCCACUUUCAUUGACCUACGAUGUGUAUCAGCAGAGUCCUAUGCUCAAAUUCCAUUUGACUUUGUCGAAUGAGCAGUUACCCGACAUUAUUGCAGCAUCCGAGAUACAAAGUUAUGUACAGCAUUUGGAUACCGAUGUAGACCACAUCAAUAUCAACAACAACAAUAACAAUAAUAAUAACAACAACAAUUGUAAUGGCCUUAAGAAUGGCAGUGUCUGCAAAGCAGUUCCGGAGCUCAUACAAAUCGUAUACAAUUUUAUGUACAGCAACAACACGCGUCAACAGACGGAGUAUACACAGGAGUUGAACUGUCCAUGGUGUGGAUUAGACUGUCUGCGUUUGUAUGCGCUUUUAAAGCAUCUCAAGUUGUGCCAUGCGCGCUUCAAUUUUACGUAUCAGCCGGCGGGCAGCGGUGCUCGUAUCGAUGUGACCAUUAAUGAUGCCUACGAUGGAUCUUAUGCCGGGUCACCCUAUGAUUUGGCCGGACCAUCGGGCUCUUCGUUUGCACGCACCUGUGGUCCGGUAAGACGCACCUCAGUCACUAGCUUGAUGGUGUGUAGGCCCAGGCGCCAAAAGACCUGCCUCGAUGAAUUCCUAGAGUUGGAUGAGGAUGACAUUAGCAAUCAGCGUUCAUACAUAACCGGGCACAAUAGAUUGUAUCAUCAUACGGAGACCUGCCUGCCGGUGCAUCCUAAAGAGCUGGACAUUGAUUCGGAAGGCGAGAGCGAUCCACUUUGGCUGCGCCAAAAGACCAUUCAAAUGAUUGAUGAGUUCUCCGAUGUCAACGAAGGCGAGAAGGAGCUAAUGAAACUUUGGAAUCUGCAUGUGAUGCGCCAUGGCUUCGUAGGUGACUGCCAGCUGCCAUUGGCCUGCGAAAUGUUCCUGGAUGCCAAGGGUCAUGAGAUUGUACGUAAGAAUCUCUAUCGCAAUUUUAUACUGCACAUGUGCUCGCUGUUCGAUUACGGCCUGAUUGCGGCAGAGACAGUUUACAAGACUGUGCAGAAGCUACAGGGGAUGCUUAGCAAAUAUGCCGCUGGCCAGGAGCUGAUGCAGCGACAGCGUGAGGCGCAACUUAAAUACUGGUUGGAUGUGGGCAUGCACAAGAAGCAGGACGAUCUGAAGCAAAGAUCGCCACAGAAGCCAGCGACGAGCUCCAGCAAUGAUAUAGCAACUACCUCAUCGGGCAACGCUGCCAGCGCCAUGCAGCCACCCAAACGCAUGCCGGCCAAUCUUAAGCGAGCCAAUGCUGCAGCCGCCGCAGCUGCAGCAGCACUUGACCAGGAUAGUUUGUCCACCAAUGGCGGCAACAGCAGCAAGAAUGUGGCCAAAAAGAGUGCUGAUCAACCAAUCACUGCCAAUUUGGCUACUACUCGCGAACGACGUUCUGAUCCGGGUCUCAAGCGGAAUGCCAACGGCGGACGAUUAAGUGCGUCCGACAGCAGAACACCCAAUUCUUUAGCCAAACGCAAACUGCCCGCUAAAGAUACUGCUGUGAUCAGCAAAAGGCAGCGCUACAGCGAGGGCAACGCCACUGGUAACGGAUCAUCGACGCGCAACAAAAGCAAUAAUCUUUCACUGCCAGCAAAUAAUAGCAACAGCAUCAACAGCAACAACAACAAGCGGCGUCGCUCCGCAAUGGAGCGCAGCAGGUCGAACAGCAGCGCAGGCAGCAGCAGCACCGCAGCACCGUCCCAUGGACUGCGCACGCGUCUGUCUGUGCCAGUGACCAAGUACGAAAGGCGCUGACGCAAGCGGCGCUGCUGCUGUUGCUGCAACUGAGAAACCAACUGCAUCAGGAAGAGGACGAAAAGGAGGCAAUCGAGGAAGAAGGCGUUUCGUUUGAUGUACUGGUUUGGUGUUUAGAGUUUUUUUUAUACAAAUUCGAUUUUCGACCUCCCCCAUAAAUGAAUAAUUUUUUAUUAUAAUUAUUUUUAUUAUUAUUGUGUUGUGUUAAUUGUGUACCGUUUAGCGUAUUGGACAUUAGUAACGUGUUCAGUAACAUUAAAAAAAAAAAACAAAAAAAAAAAGUAAAUAAUAAUAAACAAAUCAAUUUUACAGUUGAGGUACCAAAUAAUCAUUAAAUGCAGUGACAAAUAUAUAUACAUAUUUAUAAAUAUAUUUGAAUGCAAGAUACUUAACGAUUACGAUGCAUAUAUUUCCAUUUAAACAAUUGUAAUAAUUACGUAUGAUUGUAAUAUUAUAAAAACACACUAUGUACAUUGCAAAAUGAAUUUAUGUAUGCAAUUCUAUUGAAUUCCAUACGAGUUCAAUAUUUAUAAAUUAUAUUAUGUAAAUUAGCGCUGAAAAUGUUUACAGAAAAGCGAAAUGCAAACCAUCAAACCAUUUAGGAAAUGAAUAAACAAAAAUCUAUUUAAGCUA
Molecule: messenger RNA, 3643 nt
Organism: Drosophila navojoa
Lineage: Eukaryota; Metazoa; Arthropoda; Insecta; Diptera; Drosophilidae
Gene: Su(z)12
Product: Polycomb protein Su(z)12
Cellular component (GO): RSC-type complex; nucleus; ESC/E(Z) complex
Molecular function (GO): chromatin DNA binding
Source: RefSeq, a predicted model, not a curated record